Messenger RNA from Osmerus eperlanus (European smelt), 4218 nucleotides. RefSeq names its product nuclear factor of activated T cells 1 (gene nfatc1). The record is from RefSeq and is a predicted model, not a curated record. Gene Ontology annotation, biological process: cytokine production; calcineurin-NFAT signaling cascade; regulation of transcription by RNA polymerase II. NCBI's taxonomy places the organism in Eukaryota, Metazoa, Chordata, Actinopteri, Osmeriformes, Osmeridae. The transcript has 10 exons. Bases 462 to 3059 code for a protein of 865 amino acids. Gene Ontology annotation, molecular function: RNA polymerase II cis-regulatory region sequence-specific DNA binding; transcription factor binding; DNA-binding transcription factor activity, RNA polymerase II-specific. Gene Ontology annotation, cellular component: transcription regulator complex.
CCUGGCUGAGGUGAUCCCCGGGUUUAAAAGCGCCUGAGCCCUCCCCGCGACCAAGCGGUGCGUCACAAGGAUUCAGACGAGCGAAGGAUUUCCCUCUCCCUAAACCAUAAAAGUGUAUGUCCAAAAGUAGCUUUUCACCAAACAUAGCAUCCAAAUUACAGACUCAUUUCUGCUCUCCAUAUCCAGAUGUUACAGAGUUAUUCUCUCCAGCAAUACGUUUAGUUUUUUUCAAUAUAAUCUUUCUCUACGUAGGUCUAAUCAUUCUCAUUCAAGACUUUUUUUGUGGUUUUAGCUUUUUCGUUGUUUUUCAUGGUUGUCUUGUGAGACAGAAAAGGAUAUCUUUAUCUAUAGCCAUUGGAGUGUAAAAUCGACGAUUUAUGGAUAAAGGAUUGCAUCCAGCUGCUGCCAUAUUUAAAGUUUGACUUUUGGACCAAUAUACUACGUUGGGACUAAUAGUAAAAAUGAAAUCUGCUGAAGAAGAUGCACAAAGCUACACCCCCAGUGUCGCCCUGUCCCUCUCCCUGGAUAAUCCCUGCCUUCCUUCCCAGUACCACAGCCUCCAGCUCAGCCCCGCAGUCCUCUCUCUCUGCCCGUCCCCCCGCUCUGAGCGGCCCCAGGACAUGAGGGGGGUGGGCGCUAGCUUCCAGCCCCCAGGGGGGCGUGCCAGCGACGCGCCCGCCCUCGAGAGCCCUCGCAUCGAGAUCACCGCCUACGGCCAGUUCCCCGAGGAGGAGUCGGAGGAGAGCAGCCUCCCCGCGGCCAAACACGUGGCUUCGGUGGUGACGCUCUCUCUUCCACACGCAGACGGUUACCGGAACCCCGGCUGCCUGAGCCCUGCCAGCAGUGGCUCCUCUCGGAGCUGCCACUCAGACGCCUCCUCCUACGAGUCCGGCUUCUCCUACAACUACGACCACUCCCCCCAGAACUCCCCCUGGCAGUCCCCCUGCGCCUCCCCCAGAGGGUGCUCCUCCCUGGGCUUGCCUGGGGACCCUGGCUCCCUCUCCCCCUCCACCUCCCCCCGCACCGGGAGACCAGACAGCUGGAUGGGUGUCCAGAGAGGCGGCUCGCGUCCUAGCUCCCCCGGGAAGAGGAAGUACAGCUUCAAUGGCUCUUCUUCCAUCAACCACCACCCCCCCCACCCCCCCUACACCCCCGACCCCUCCCCUGGGCCGUCCCCCCACACCUCCCCCCGCCUCAGCAUCACGGAGGAGUCCUGGCUGCCAAACACAAACCAGUACACCAACUCGGCCAUCGUGGCGGCCAUCAACGCCCUGACCACGGAUGUUGGGGUGGAUUUGGGGGAGGGGAUCCCCCUGAAGGCCAGGAGAACAGGCUUGGAGGCCGGCAUGCCAGCAGGCCUGAAGGUGGAGCCUGGGAGGGGGGGGCUGCGCCCAGAGGAGGUCUGUCAGGAGGAGUACCUGGCAUCCUGCCUGCCCUUGAAGAAGGAAGGCUACUGUGGAGGGUUCUUGGAUGUGCCCCAGCCGUACUCCUGGUCCAAACCCAAACACUAUCUCAGUGUUGUCCUCUCCUCCAGCCCCUCUCUGCCUGGCCUCGACUGGCAGCUGCCCUCAAGCAUGGGGUCCUACAGCCUGCAGAUCCUCAUCCAGCCCAAGUCCCACCACCGAGCUCACUACGAGACAGAGGGCAGCCGCGGGGCGGUCAAGGCCAUGGGGGGAGGACACCCCAUGGUGCAGCUCAGCGGCUACGAGGGCAGUGAGCCGCUAACCCUGCAGCUGUUCAUCGGCACUGCGGACGACCGUCUCCUGCGCCCGCACGCCUUCUACCAGGUCCACCGCAUCACGGGCAAGACGGUGUCCACGGCCAGCCACGAGACCCUGCAGGCCCAGACCAAGCUUCUGGAGCUGCCCCUGCUGCCGGAGAACAACAUGAGGGCCGUAAUCGAUUGCGCGGGCAUCCUGAAACUUCGUAAUUCUGACAUCGAGCUACGGAAGGGAGAGACGGACAUCGGCCGCAAGAACACGCGUGUGCGGAUGGUGUUCCGCGUCCACAUCACCCAGCCGUCCGGCCGGACACUCUCUCUUCAGGCUGCAUCCAACCCCAUUGAAUGCUCCCAGAGAUCGGCCCAGGAGCUUCCCCUGGUGGACAAGCAGAGCCUGCAGAGCUGCGCUGCUCCUGGGGGGGACAUGAUGCUGCUCAGUGGGCACAACUUCCACCACCACUCCAAGGUGGUGUUCUUAGAGAAGGCACAAGACGGUCACCAUCUGUGGGAGACGGAGGCCAAGGUUGACAAGGACUCAUCCAUAUCUACGUCCCUCCUGCUGGAGGUCCCUCCAUACCGGAAGCAGAGUUUGUCCAACCCCGUCCUCGUCAACUUCUACGUUUGCAACGGCAAAAGAAAAAGGAGCCAAUACCAGAGUUUCACCUAUGUGUCUGCUAACAUUCCAACCAUAAAGAUGGAACCUCUCGACGACUUCGAAGCGUCCCUGCUGUGUGCCUCCACUGGCCUGGCCCCGGCCCCCAAGCCCCCCACUCCUCCCCAGGUCACACCCUGCCUGAUGCCCUCUGACCUCCGACCCUGCCUAGCUGACGGACCCUACUCUGCUUGCCAACAGAGACUGGAACAACAUCAUCCCCUCUCCUGCUCCUCCUCACCCAGCACCAGCCCCAAACUGCACCCCCUGUCCCCCUCACCUUUCUCCCAGUACGUCCCAGCAGAUCCUCCCCAGCCUCCCGCCCCACCCUCCCCCACCCCUCACGUCUCCAUCAUCCAGGAGACCCCCGGGCGGCUCCACCCACCCGGCAGUGCCUCCUCCCCCGCCUCGCAGCCCUCCAGUCCUGCCGCUGGCCCCGAGCGGCCCCUCUCCUCCACCCGCUGCCCGACAGCUCAGCCUGGUCGCAGCAGCCCUGUGGCCCAGCUGGUGCCCAGGACCCCAGAGAUCAGCCGUCUGCCCUCCAGCCUCCACAAGGAUGGGAGCCCCCCCUCGCUUACUGUCAGCGUCAAGCAGGAACCACAGGAACUGGACCAGAUGUACCUUGAUGAUGUUAACGAGAUCAUCCGGAACGACCUCUCCAGCAACUCUGUCCAAAGCAGCGCGUAGCAGAGACCUGAGGGGAAACAACAUACCAAACAUGUUUACAGCGUCUGCGUGGUCGGGCGAGACAGUAGCGCACAGGAGGCCCAGGAGGCAGAUAGUCGUCCAGGUUGUACAUUUCACUGAAGGACGUUAAAAUAGACUUAACAUUCAAUACGACAUAAAAUGUAUGAUCCGUUCUCCUACGGUCAUGUUGCAUGUACUUUGUAUCUCUCAAAACAAACCCCACCAAAGAGGAUUGGGACCUUUGACUUUUUAGAAAUUUGUAAAAGCCUAACAGUUAGUUUUGUAUACAGCUUUGUUGGUUGUUGAAAAAAAAAAGUGCCUUUUGACUGGAUAAGGAACAUAUUUUUGGUAGCCAAUGGUAGACUAGCAUGCCUGUUCAAUGGACUUCUUAAAAGACUGCACAUGUUUAGGUGCCGCAAUACAUUGAAGGAAUAAUGUCAAGUACAGCAGCAAGAGGUGUUAAUCAAGCUUUUGAAAAUCCUGUUCCAUUUCAUGGUCAGGUCCUAAGGACGGUAAGGAUCAUAAACAGACGGACCUUUCAGCAUCUCAGUUCUUGUGUCAUGUGCAAUGAUUUGUUUACUAUCAAGUCAUCAUCUCAAUGUUAUAAAGUCGAACAUAUCAGCCCUUAUUGAUCCCUGGAAGCGAUGCAAAAUGCCUGAAGAAGUUGUCUUAUCAAAGACUGUAUGGAUGAAUAGUAUCGUAGGUUUGUCGUUUUAAUAUACACCCUGCAAUUUUCCUGUAUUCCAAAGAAUCACUGAUAAUGAUGAAAAGCAAUAUUCUCAUGUUCAAGAUAAAAUAUCUUUUUUCUAUUGUCAUAUAUUUCUAUAUUUGUAGCAUUUAUACCUAUGUUUAUUUACACUUGUUCAUCAUAGAACAUUGCUAUCUAUACUCUUUACACAGAAAUACGAAUAUUCAUUUUUUUCUGUUAUUGAAUGCAAUUCUGAAUACAUGCUUAAUCCUUGGUUUCCUACUAUGAACUUUGAUUGUAUCUUAUGUUAGCACAGUAAGAACAGUAUAUUUAUGUAUAUUUAUAAGUCUUAAUUCAUAAGGUUUAAGGAAGAUGAUAUGUUAUUUGGACUGUGCAGAUAUUUGUCUGUGAACCCCAACUCUGUUUGUUUCAUGUAGCCUGUGAUGUCAAAUAAAAAACGUAGUCAGUGUC